Molecule: messenger RNA, 3267 nt
Organism: Diprion similis
Lineage: Eukaryota; Metazoa; Arthropoda; Insecta; Hymenoptera; Diprionidae
Product: golgin subfamily A member 2-like
Exons: 13
Coding region: 187-3135 (982 amino acids)
Biological process (GO): Golgi organization
Cellular component (GO): Golgi cisterna membrane; cis-Golgi network; Golgi apparatus
Source: RefSeq, a predicted model, not a curated record
AUGCAUAUCACCACAAUGUGUGUAACUGGUGAAGUGGCACGUAAAGCGUAACCUCACAAUGUCCUGUCAUAUUGUAAUAUUUUUCUCAUAUAUGAUGUAAACAAUUAGUAGAAUAAAUAUUGCACGUGAAUUCUGGGCCAAGUACUCUGUCUGUUUUACGUAUAGGUUAAAAACGAACUCUUCAAAAUGAAAAAGUCGGAAAAACUAUUAGCUGCCAGAAAAAGGCUCAAGGAAUUCCAAAUGAGUAAAAGAAGUCACGCAGCAGAUAAUACUUCCAAAGAUGUAAACGAAAAUACAGAAGAUUCCACUCUGUCACAGAUUGACAAUACUCUUUAUAACUCUGAUAAUAAUUACAACUACCAGAAAAUAGAGUCCCCAAGACAGGAGACUCAAAAACCAGCAACAGACUGCCAAGUUUCUGAAGUCCCUCAGCAAAUUUCAGAAUUGCAUAAUUUCUUGGAAUUUAAGCCCAAUGGUGAUAUCACUUCUGCUGCAACAAAGCCGGUGAAUUUCUCAAAUCCUAUCAGCAGUUUUCAAGACACAGUCGAUUUUACUGCUCAAGAAAAACUGUCGGAAGAUUCCAGUAUUAUCUCUAAUUUCACAAAUAUGACAGAUGAUGUUUUUAGCAAACAUCACACUAGUGAGAAUCUGACUAAUGUCCAGAAUUAUUUCACCUAUCAAAAUAUAAUGAAUAAACCAGAUGAAACCGAAGUGGAACAAGACAUUUUAUUAAAAAACGAGAUGGAUAAUGCAAAUGUCCAUACAGAGUCAACUAAUGAUCGCAGCCAUAUACAUACUGAGUAUGAAUCGUUGGCCGGAUCUCAGGCAUUGCAGAAAGAAUAUCUACUACAGAUGACGUCUGCCGUUACAAACAUAUUGACAAGUGAAAUGGAGAAUAAAGAGGUGCCGCAAGAACUUACCUCUGAUUUGGAACAGAGAAACCAAUUCUUGGCAUCCUGCUUGCAAGAACAAAAAGAACUUGUUAACCGAUUACAUCUUGAAGUUAGCCAAUAUAGGACAAGAGUGUCAGAACUAGAAAUGAUAAUGACUACAAAGGAUGCGGAAUUCGAAGCAAAGCUUUAUCACGAAUUGAAUCCGCUCAAAGAGCAGUUACAACUCCACGCACAAACAACUGGCAUUCUUGUAGGAGAAAAAGCUGAGCUUACUGCUGCCCUUGUACAAAGUCAAACAACUACCAAGCAAAAAAUCGCUGAAGUCGAAGAAUUAAAUGGAAAAUUAAAAUCACAGCAACUUCAAGUCUCUGAUUUAGAAAGGGAACUGAAUUCCGUCAAAAAUAGCAACGAAGAUGUUGGAAAACUGAAUAACCAACUACAAUCUAGCUUUUACUCUUUAGAGACUAAAUAUUCUCAAGUGAAACAAGAAAAGGACGACUUGGAAUUAGAGACCGCUGAACUAAGGCAGAAAUUAAAUGUUAAAAAUACCGAAUUGACUAAUAUUCAACAAGAAUUAAAAGAAAAAACCGCCUUGCUGUCCUUGAAUGAGCUCAGAAUGCAACAGAUGACUUCUACAACACAUGAAACACAAGGUAUCAGCGAGCAGCACCAUGUAGUCACCGCACUGGAACAGCAAUUGAGCCAAUUAAUGGAAACUCUUAAAUCUGUCAGUAGUGAACGUGACGAAGCUAGUAACCAUUAUCAAAAUUAUGUUCAACAAUUGAACACCCAAGUUACCAAUCUGGCUCUGAAACUCGAGCAAACUACAAAGGAGAAUGAAGAAAUAAGAGGUCGAGAGCACAGCCUAAUUCAACGGUUGUCUGAUCUAGAACGCCAAAUACAAAGUCAAAAAGAAAUACCUGAGCCUCCACCUCCUGUUAUCAAUGACAAUAAAGAGCGACUUGAUGAGUUAGUAAAAAGUGUUGAUCAACUUACUUUGGAACGUGAUAGUCUUCGAGCAACACUUCAUGAGAAGGAUUCAGAUAUUGAUGCACUCAAACAAGAGAUGGAAGAGCUGCAAGAAAUGCGUGCAAGCAAUGCUGAGGCAUCUCGUUUAGCCUCUGCUCUAGAAGGCGAAAGAUUAGCAGCAGCUCGAGCUGUCUCUCAAAAUCAACAGUUGAAACAGCAGCUGAGUGAAAUGCAAGAUGCUUUCGUCCAACUUAGCAACACGAAACUUGAUUUGACGGAGCAGCUACAAGGUGAGAGGUCGAUUGGAAGAAAAUUGAAUGCCCGUUUGAAUGAUACUGAAAAUGAAGUAGAGAAAUUGAAAAGUGAACUGCAGCAAAAGGAUUUGCUCAUGACUGAGUUAGAGAAAGAAAAAUUACACAUGGCUCAAAUUACAGAUCAAAUGCAACACUAUCAAGCUCAGUCUAAUCAAGCUAGUACUUUGCAGCAAGAACUUCACAAUACGCAGGAACGAAUCGAAGUUUUAAUGAAGGAAAAUCAACAAUUGAUUAGCGAAUUGAAUGCUGGGAAGAUGUUGAAUGAAUCAACAGUUCAAAAUCAAAAUAUUGUACAGCCCAAUGGUGAGUGUAACUCGCAAGCAUUGAACAAUGCAGAAAAAAUAAACGUAUCAACAGCAACAACACAGACUGAGUCGUAUAGUAAUGGUGUCCUGACUCCGCCAAUUACGGAGCAACAAGCAAUGGUGUCAGUUUCGCCCGAAGCUGUGAAAAGGUUGGAGGAACGAUUUAAAGAUACCAUGGAACGUGUUGCUGAACUUUCAGAUGAAAAACAAAGAUUGGAACAUGUCGUUUUACAGCUUCAAAGUGAAACCGAAACCAUAGGCGAAUAUGUUACCUUGUAUCAAAAGCAGCGUGGUGUCCUUCAAGAAAGGGCUAAAGAGAAGGAAGAAGCAUUCCGCCAGUUGACGGAACAACGAAAUCAACAACAGGAACAGCUGCAUAAACUCAAAAUGCUUGUAGCUGAAUUAAUUAAAGAGAAAACUACGUCCACCGCUGCAUCUGCAUUAUCGGAUAGGACAAACGAAGAUGACCUAGAAGCAAGUAAACACAUGGAAAACAAGACGUUCUGUCAAUCUGAAGUAGUUACAGUAAAAGAUAAAACUACAUCUCAAAUUCUUGAUCUUCUGACAGAAAUAAAAGAAUGCAAGGAUACGUGUGCCUUGGAACCUAACUUCCAUCCAUGCCCGUGGUGUUCAGGAAAAUUGAUUACAAUUUAACACUAAAAAUAGUCAUUAACUUAUAUUGCCUUAAAAUUAUUCAACUCUUAAAUAUCAUGAUUACCAUAAAUAUAUCCCUAAACAGAACAUGUCAAAAUUGUACAUAAAAUGUUGAAGUAUUUCAUAAAUUUA